GUGCUAAUUGUCUGGUACAGUGAAAUGAUUAGAUCUCUUCAAGUCAAAAGUCAAACACUUUAAAUAGUAAAAAGAAAACCAAAAUUUUGAACCAAAAUAGAAACGGAGAAUUUUUCUUUCCAACACGAGUUCCCUCCAUAACACAGAGAGCCCUUUUCCAAGUUUCGGAAAUUUUUUAGAACCAUCCUCAAAACCCAAAAAUUCCCUCCUUAGAAACGAAAACUUCAAAAACAAAUCUCAGAUCUAUGAACUUCCAAAUCUGGUUCAAAUUCCCUCCUAUUCACGCACUUCAUAUACAGUUCUUCAGUUCCUCCUAUCCUCAAUCAAGUCCAUCUCUCUCUCUACUCUCCCUCUCUCUCUAUCUCUGUAGUUGUACAUUAAUGGCGGCUCUCGAUCUAAAAGCUCAAAACGACAACAAAGAGAAUGUCUCACCGUCGGAGAUGACCAUUACUUCUGUCAAGCCUCUGGAUUCUUCCUCAUCCAUUGAUAAAGACAAAACCCAAAUCAGAAUCAGGAGAAAGAGAUCUAGAAGACAGCCUCUUAAAGACAUCACCAAUCUAUUUGUCUCAUCAUCACCAUUGUCCUCUUCGUUUCUGAUUCGUCACUUCCCCUCUUCUCCAACUCUAUCAGUUGAUCCCAAAUGCAUGAAGAGAAGAUCUGGUGUUGCUCUCAAGGCUUCUUCUACCUUCUCUUGUAGAAAUUUCAGAUGAUUUUUAGAAUUGGUUUAUAUAUUGGGUUCUUUUCCAGUUUUUGGAAUUAUGUAUCAGUUUUUAGUUAAGUAGCUAGCUUUCAUGUACUCAACACACGAGAUAUGUUUCCAUGAGUAUACUGGUUUCUCAAUUAUUACGAUUCUUGCGGAAUUUCUG
Messenger RNA from Brassica oleracea var. oleracea, 866 nucleotides. RefSeq lists its product as uncharacterized. The record is from RefSeq and is a predicted model, not a curated record. Lineage: Eukaryota; Viridiplantae; Streptophyta; Magnoliopsida; Brassicales; Brassicaceae. The transcript has a single exon. The coding region runs from base 246 to 710 and encodes 154 amino acids.